CAAGCUAUUUUUGGAGAGGACCCUCUGGUGUCAUUUCCCGCUUCGGCCACGAACGGAAGGAACAAAAUGUUGAAGUGUUCUGACUUCGCACUGUUAUAUAUUGGGACUGCAUACUUGCGUUUUGUCCCAUCCUGAGCACAUACGUUAAUACUCCACUUGUACUUGCAACGGACAAAUUCAAAGCCGUGUGAACCUAAAGGAGAAUAAAUCUCUGCUCUGGUAAAAAAAAAACAGUGACAAAAGACAGAGUGGACAGUGUACACAAAGGUCGGCAGCUUCGUUUACAGAGAAAGCUGAACUCUUUUCGAAAUUUUCCGUAAGCAGCACCAGCUCUGUAGCAUCAUGGCAAGCCACAUCGUCUUUUUUCUGUCGUUGGCCACGACUGUCGGCAUCACGAUUUCUGCAACUAUUGAACCCGAAUCCAGCACAGUCACAGUCCAAAGAGGCCAGCAGCUGCGACUGUCGUUCAAGAUAGGCAUUUCUCGCGAUGAAAAUAUAACUGAAAGUCAGUGGGUACGCACUGAAUCUCAAGAUCCGUAUGAUACAGUAGAUGUAUCAACCUGUAUCCCUGACGAGGACGUGCCGUGUAUAACAAGCAUCACUGUGGACCAACGUGGGAAAGUGAAAUACCUAUUUGUUGAUGAUGCACUCGCAAUAACGACACUGAUAAUUGAUGAAAGCACUUUAGGAGAUAACACAACGUUCAGAUGUCGAAUUGAGAGGGAACAACCACGCGGCGCCCAAAUAUCGCUGCCAAUAUACGUGACCGUUCACUACCUGCCUAACGAAACCUAUCCAGUGUGUACAUCGUCAAACUUGACCGAAGCCCCCCAACCGCCGCCUGUUUUGACAUGUUCAGCUGGAGAAUCCCAUCCAGCUGUAUUACUUGAGUGGACGACACUUGACGGAAACUCAGACAGAAUAACCCUCUCAAACGACACGGAACGUUUGGAGGACCGAGUUCAAAACACGCUGAAUCUUAGUUCUCUGAGCACACCGUAUAACAACCAAACAUUCACCUGUUUCAUGACGAGUGAGGCCUAUCCUGAUUUCAGCAGUAACUGUUCGAUCGGGCCAAUUGGACCAAUCGUCGUCUCUACAGCUGAACCGACAACCGGGGCCACGCAAGUUCUCGAAACCCACCCCAUGGUUACAGACGAGGCAGUAUCGACACUCAGCCCCAUCGAGGUCAUCGCAGCGACGGCAGGCGCCGGUGCUGCUUUCUUCGUCACCAUUGCUGUUAUCGUUUGCAUUGCUUCAUCGGGGAAAGCCAAGCCACGGCGUCGAAAGCCGGCUGCUUACCACAUGCCGGUAUACAGUCGACAUCAAGCUGAUGCCGUAAGGCCAGCCUCGAGUGACCCUGCCAAUGUAAACCAGAGCAGCGAUACUCUGACUGUGACCCACGGACUUCCUAACGACAGUGUACCACUGGAGGAGAACACACCGAGGGAGCGGCCACCGGCGGCACUGCCAAGGACAUCACCCGACGUCUAUGCAUACGCUUCUAUAGCACCAGACCGCCAGAGACAUCUUUCGCCGCCGGACGUUUUUCUUGAUUCAGAUCCAGCUCCACAAAAAACGAGAAGCGAAGGCUACGCUUACGCCAGUGUGCUGGAGACAGAGAGACAAAGGCCAGCAUCUUUCUCAAGUUUAGAAACUGACAAAAAGACAGGGCAAGAACCAGCGAGACCACAAACCCGUGACACAAACUCGACCAGCCCCGCAAUGGGGCAGACCCCGCGUGCAGCGUCGACCAAAGCACGCGGGAGCAGCAACGAAAGCGGAGGCAACGACGCUGCAAGCGGCACAGGUUUCGUCGACAACAUCUUGUACAUCCCUUCCACGGAAGACGUCGUCACUCGCAGGACGUCCAAGAAGUUACCAAGGCUUGACCCGUUUUGACGAUCACGAGGCUAACUAGCAUGCAUCAAUGAAACCAAGUGCUGAAACAGGACACAGUAGGCCUACAGUUCUGUCCCGUGUCCAGAUCUAAAUCAACGGGGGGAAGUAGAAAUGCUAAAAGCCUUGCGUUAAAAAGUAAAGGAUAUUUAACCAGUGCUGAAUACCGUGACACCAUCCAAUUGAUAUUCUGGACCUAUUUUGUGCAGCCGUGACGCUAACAUUUCAUGGAACUGGAUCGUUUUGUAUAAAUAUGUCCGCUAAAACGUGUAAAUAGUGCUUUUGCCGGCAUCUGGGAAAUUCGCACACAAGGAUAGCAUACGCUUGGGCUGCAGUUGAAACACUUUCCCCUCUCAUAAUCAUGUUUAAAAUCUACAGGCAUCCUAAAAUCGAAACCAAAGGCGUAUGAGAGGGAGGUGGUCUCGAAAUCUUUUUUUCUAAUCCUUUGCAAUCCUGAGUUGUUUUGCUGAUAAAACAACCAUAGAACAGAAGUGUUGAUUUUUAAUGGACAUUUACGAGGCACCAAACUUACUUGAUUUGAUGUUCCUUUUUUAAAGGAAAAUCCAAGUGGAGUAUGCCCCGGUUCCCCUAGUCUGGGGAUCCCUUUCCGGGUGUUACUGCACAGUCAUUGCAUUACGACCCCCCCCCCCUUUCUGAUAAUCCUGGGUACACCCCCGGAAAUGCCCUUGUCAAGUGUGCAAAAACAUUGAUGACGUGAUGCUCGCGAAUUUUGUCAUGUCACCGCUUCUUCACAUUUCACCUUACGAGGUUUUCUCGCCGACACUGGGUUUUUUGUUUGUCGAGUCACCUUAAUAAUUAAGCACCUGCCCAAACUGUGAACGUAUCCGCUAACGGUUUCCAAACCUCGCCUUCGUCUCCAGCUUUCGGUUUCAGGAAAUCGGCUGUUCGGCCUCCUGACCUGGAAACAUCCGCUCUUCACGAUGACGUUUCAUGUUGUCCUUCAGGAUAGGAACACCGGGGAAUUUCCAUGUGUAGGUCAAAGUAUAAAACCUUUCACGGUUUUGACAUUUAAAGUUUGUUAGCUGCAAUGAAUUUUUCAAAGACACAAUUUUAUUUUCCACUUUGUAGUUUUCUUGUAUGUCUGAAAACUCUUUCGUUUUCCUAUUCGGUUAAAUGCAUUGGAAAGUGCUUUUUUUAACAAUUAAACAACUGAGGGUGCUGUUACUGUUAAGUCAUCCGGGUAAGGCACAAUUCAGUGCAUAGGCUGUUCAGAUUGUUAACCCAGAAUUUACUUACUGAAAGCAUUUCUGAGAGAGAGAAUGGUACUUGCUUUUCGCUGCGCACAUAAACAUCUGUAACAUCUGCAAAGAAGAACAAAACUGAGUCCAGCAAAAUCUACACAAAUGCAGGACUUUUUUGUGUAUAAACCAAUGUAACAUUAAGGCUUCUUCCUUGGAUGACAUCAGUUUAGCUCAUGAAUAUUAGCAUAAACAAUAGUUUUGCUAACGAACUCCUAAAGAUAAAACCAAAAGGGUUGAAGUAAAACACCAUUUGAAGUAGUGGCAACGGGAGCUGGGCUGCUGCUAUAUGUGGCAGCGUAUAAAGGGACCCUAUUGUUUAAUAGGACACCGGCAACCAACAAGUCUCCAACACGGUGGAAGAUUUUCUAAAAACAAAAUCAAGUUGGAGUUGAUCAAGCACUCUCAGAAAAGACACUGGAGAGAUCGCAGCCAUUAGCCCGUACCGAUAAAUCUUGUGUAACACUUCAAGACACAAAUUGACCAUUUCUUAGAGGGCCAUAUCUACAUGCUUUUACGUCGACUUCGUAUGGAACACUAAGCUUUUACACUGCGGUAGGUCUAAUUAUCAGUACGUAUGUAUAGAGCGUUUCUUUCACGCGGCCCUAUUUUUUAGUUUAAAUGAAUAACUUGAUUUUUCAAGGAUUUCAAUUAAAACAGAACUGAAAGGCAUUUUAAUUUCCCAAUCAGUAGGUAGUUAUUUCAGUAUCAUAAUGGAUGAGCCAAAGUGUUAAUGUCAUUGUACAGUCACUGUGAAGUGGAAAUAAAGAUUUUACAUGUCAGCAGUAGUCGC
Messenger RNA from Acanthaster planci (crown-of-thorns starfish), 3951 nucleotides. RefSeq lists its product as uncharacterized. The record is from RefSeq and is a predicted model, not a curated record. Lineage: Eukaryota; Metazoa; Echinodermata; Asteroidea; Valvatida; Acanthasteridae.